Molecule: messenger RNA, 802 nt
Organism: Blepharisma stoltei
Lineage: Eukaryota; Ciliophora; Heterotrichea; Heterotrichida; Blepharismidae
Source: the annotation of a GenBank genome assembly
AUGAAUCCAAGAAAUGCCAAUAAACUUGCGUCUCCUCUGAGUUCAAAAUUCAAAAAAUCUUCUCCAGUGAAAAAAAUCCAAAAAUUGCAGAAGCAAAUUGAGAUAGCAACCACAUCAGCGCUUAAAUCAGUUCAGCUCUAUGAAGAAAGAAAAGAGUUUAUGGAUGUUGACGAAGGAGAGCUAUGUGUAAAUCCGCACCCAAACUUCGAGUUCAACGGGAUAAGCCCUAUUAGAUCAGAAGAAUGCUCCCCUGAAAUCAGCUUUGAUUCCGAUCUGAAUGAUCUACAAGUACAAGUCAAACCUGGGUCUGCAUGUCCCAGGAAAAGAGACAUGGACUCCUUUUUGAAAUCGUCAAUGAAAUACGGCACAAAGGUCUCUCAGAUUUUAUCUGAGUCCGGGGUUGCUUCUCCACGAAAAUUCAAACAAACAUCACAGCCUACACAAAUCAGCAGUUCGAAGCAGCAGUCAAAAAGUCAAAAAUCGCUGAAAGAAAGCCCAAAAAAUUUGAAAAUUGAAAAAGAAGUUCAAAAGAAAAUUUUGCCACUUGAAAGUCUGUUUAGUAAGACAGAGAACAGACAUAGCAUAGGGUAUUUAACUUCAAGAGAAAUUAUGAUGAGCUCGCUAACUAAGUUUGGUAUGCUUUAUUAUAGAUGGACUGAAUAGUUUGUUUUCGUAUGGAUCAAGUGGCCCUGAGCAUAGAAAUUUGAUAAUUGAAGGAGAGAUGGCUCCAAAAGCAAGAAUUAUAUCAGGCCCAAGCUCUAGAGUAAAAGCAAAUGCGUUAUCCAUAAAACGCCAAGCUUAA